Messenger RNA from Medicago truncatula (barrel medic), 1440 nucleotides. RefSeq lists its product as uncharacterized. Gene Ontology annotation, biological process: DNA repair; telomere maintenance. The record is from RefSeq and is a predicted model, not a curated record. The coding region runs from base 1 to 1440 and encodes 479 amino acids. NCBI's taxonomy places the organism in Eukaryota, Viridiplantae, Streptophyta, Magnoliopsida, Fabales, Fabaceae. The transcript has 5 exons. Gene Ontology annotation, molecular function: DNA helicase activity.
AUGUUUCUCGCGUGGUUUGAAGCAAAUCAUCAGUAUGUAGGCGGUCGAGAUCUAACAUAUGCUGAAUUUCCAACAAGAUUUACUUAUGAGAAGAAGGACAAACAGUGGCAGCCACGUAAACUAGGAUAUCAAAUUGGAAGGCUUCAUUACACGCCGCCUGAUAUAUGGGAGUUGUACUACAUGAGGAUACUAUUGACCGUUGAGUUGUACUACAUGAGGAUACUAUUGACCGUUAAGAAGGGCUGCAUGAGAUAUAGAUGCAUAAAAAUGAUUAAUGGACAUACCUAUGACACAUUCCAGGAAGCACGCUCUGCUUUAGGAUUACUUGAUGACGACAGAGAGUUUAUAGAUGAUAUCACGGAAAAUGGUGAGUUAGGUUCGGGCCAUCAAUUGUGUUGGUUGUUUGUGCAUCUCUUAACCACUAGGACAAUGACGAGCCCUGAUAUAGUAUGGGAUGCGGCAUGGCAGCUACUGUCCGAUGAUAUCUUAUUUGAACGUAGGAAGCGUCUGAAUAUUCUGGGAAAACCGACGUCGCUUACUGACUUCAAAUCUAUGCCCAGGCCAAACGCGGCUGACAUGCCAACUUUCACAAACAAGCUUAUCAUUGAUGAGCUAAAUUACAACAAAGUUGAACUGGAAAAGACACACGUUGAUAUGUUACUGAUGCUGACUGAUGAACAAAGAUGUGUGCAUGACAAGAUCAUGGAGUCUGUUGAUUCUGACGACAAUGGUUUCUUUUUCUUAUAUGGUUACGGUGGUGGAAGAACCGCGCACUCCACGCCGACAGUCCCUAUUGAGAUUAAUGAGGCGUCAUCGCUUACGAUGGAAAAGGAUAGUCCUAGGGCAGACCUGGUGCGUGUUGCAAAGUUGAUAAUUUGGGAUGAGGCUCGAAUGAUGUACCGACGGUGUUUUGAGGCUGUUGACCGAUCAUUGCUUGAUAUCAUGUCCAAGAAUGAUCCCCUAAACGCACUUAAACCUUUUGGUGGAAUGGCAGUAGUUUUAGAUGCAUCUUCGGUACCUGCAGAGCAGGAAGAAAUUGCUAAUUUUUGCAAGUGGAUACUCUUAAUUGGAGACGGCAACGAUGCUUCGGGUGACAAUGGUGAAAUGAAGGUAGAAAUUCCUGAAGAUUUUCUGAUAUCAGAAUCAGCAAAUCCGUUGAAGGGUGAAGAGAAAGAGUAUUUAACCUCUGAUUCUAUUUUUAGAUCGGGUGAAAAUUCUGAUGUCCAAAGCGAGUGGUUCACACCAGAAUUUCUUAAUGGUAUUAAGAGCUCUGGAAUUCCAAAUCACAGGUUGAAACUAAAGGUGGGAUGUCCAGUUAUGCUGUUGAGAAACAUCGAUCAGGCCAAUGGACUGUGUAAUGGUACUAGGCUGACAGUUAUACAUCUAGGGAAGAGCACGAUAACUGCUACCGUAAUUACAAGGAAAAAGGGCAGGUACUAG